This is a messenger RNA of Amblyraja radiata (thorny skate), 3326 nucleotides long. RefSeq names its product copine-1. Gene Ontology annotation, cellular component: plasma membrane. NCBI's taxonomy places the organism in Eukaryota, Metazoa, Chordata, Chondrichthyes, Rajiformes, Rajidae. Gene Ontology annotation, molecular function: calcium-dependent phospholipid binding. Gene Ontology annotation, biological process: cellular response to calcium ion; positive regulation of tumor necrosis factor-mediated signaling pathway; regulation of canonical NF-kappaB signal transduction. The record is from RefSeq and is a predicted model, not a curated record.
ACAGGCCCUGUGCUAAUGAUAUUCAGGCUCAUAAGCACGGGGCCUGUCACAACUAGCUCUGUCCCCCUGCAUUUUAUCUGUGCAUACUUUCUAUCCUUUAAACCUCUUGAACAUACUGACUUUAGACUCGAAAGAUGGCGCAGUGGUGUGACAAAAGUGCAGCUGACCAUUUCCUGUCAGGAUCUGAUGGACAAAGAUGUUGGCUCCAAAUCUGAUCCGCUGUGUGUCUUACUUCAAAACACUGGGACUGGCGACCAAUGGAUAGAUCUGGACCGGACUGAGCGGGUGAAUAAUUGCCAGAAGCCGGAGUUUGCAAAGAAGCUGGAGGUGGAUUAUUACUUUGAGCGUGUGCAGAACCUGAAGUUUGGCAUUUAUGACAUUGACAAUAAAUCCUCGGCCACGAACGACGAUGACUACCUGGGAGGUGUGGAGUGUACCCUGGGACAGAUAGUUUCAAGUAAAUCAUUCACACGCCCGCUGCAACUGAAGAAAGGGAAGUUAGCGGGGAAGGGGAGCAUCACUGUUGUAGCUGAAGAGAUGAACGAUAAAAGAUUAGCAGUUCUUCAGCUGGAGGCCAGAAACCUGGAAAAUAAGGAUUUUAUGGGGAAAUCGGAUCCAUUUAUGGAGCUGUUCAGAGAAGGAGAUGGUGACAAAUGGCAGCUGGCCUAUCGGUCCGAGGUUAUUAAGAACAACCUCAACCCCAACUGGAAGCCCUUCUCUGUGUCCUUGCAGUCCCUGUGUAACGGAGACAUGCAGAAGUCCAUCAAGGUGACUUGUAACGAUAUGGAUGAGAGCACAGAGUCAGACCUGAUUGGGGAGGUGACGGUGCCUAUGUGUAAGCUGCUGGAAGCACAGGAUCAAGUGAUGGAGUUUGACUGCAUCAACCCAGAGAAGAAGAAGAAGAAGAAAAGCUACAAGAAUUCUGGCAUUAUUCGAGUCCGAUCGUGCAAGAUAGAAACGGAUUUCUCUUUCCUGGAUUAUGUGAUGGGCGGAUGUCAGAUCAACUUCACAGUUGGGAUAGACUUCACUGGCUCCAAUGGAGAUCCUCGUUCCCCCGACUCCCUGCAUUACAUCAGCCCCAACGGGGUCAACGAGUACGUGUCAGCUGUCUCGUCUGUGGGGCAGGUGGUGCAGGAUUACGACACGGAUAAGCUGUUCCCGGCCUUUGGAUUUGGUGCCCAGAUCCCACCCAAGUGGCAGGUGUCCCACGAGUUUGCUUUGAAUUUUAGCUCCGACAAUCCGUAUUGCCAAGGUGUACAGGGCAUCAUCGAUGCUUACCGCAACGCCCUGGUCAACGUGCGUCUGUACGGCCCCACCAACUUCUCACCCAUCAUCAGCCACGUGUCCGGCUUUGCAGCGACCACCGCCCAGCACCCGGUGGCAGCGCAAUACUAUGUGCUGCUGAUCAUCACAGACGGGGCGAUCACUGACCUGGACCAGACGCGUGAUGCCAUUGUGAAGGCGUCCCACCUGCCCAUGUCCAUCAUUAUAGUGGGCGUGGGCAACGCUGACUUCAAGGCCAUGGAGUUCCUGGAUGGAGAUGAUGGAGUGUUGAAGUCACUGUCUGGACAGCCCGUUGCCCGCGAUAUUGUGCAGUUCGUGCCCUUCAGACAGUUUCACAACGCUCCGCAGGAGGCUCUGGCACAGACGGUCCUGGCAGAGGUGCCCAAGCAGUUAGUGAGUUACUACAAGAUGCACAACCUGGCACCCAUCAACCCCCCCAGCCCCGCCAGCUAAACGGGGCGGGCACUGCCCAGUGUGGCCGGCACCCCUGCACUGAGGCCAGGCUCACCGGCACUUCUGAUAUUCUGCUCGCUAACCGGGACCAUCCCACCCCACCUCACCUCUUGACAGAGGGUGCUGGUAUAAAAGCUUAGACCCUUGCUCUAGUACACACUGCUGCCUUGCAUAUACCACUUCCAAAGCUUUCUGUGUGCACUUUAUAUUCCUAUGCCUGAUAGAGAGAGUGCAGCGGCCAUAUCCACGCUGCGGUACAGCACGGCGUGACGACGCCUCCCUCGCGCAUGUGAUGAAUGAUUGUGGACAAUGCCACUACCCGGGACCACGUCUCACUCUGUUUCCACUGGGUUUCACAAUUAACAGCUAUUGACCAUUCACUGAGUGUGACUGCACUCUCUGAUCUAUCUCACUCCUGCCCCAGUGCAUCACAUGGUCUGUAAGACCCAGGUAACUCAUGCCCUGUGGCACGAGUCAGAAGUGGCCUCAACCAGUCCACCAGUAUUUACACUUUCAGUACUUAUUAUAGGUUACGUAUCAUUGACUUGCAGGAUUGUCUUCUGCCCGAGGAGAGGUGGGAUCUGCCGAUUUGCCAAAGCCCAAAACUCCCCAUUCAAACAUUGUGAAUGUUCCCCGUGACUGUGGUCCCCCAUAUGCCGGGACCCUCCAUGCACCGGGGGCCCACAGUGACUGACCACCCCCCCCCCCCCCCGGCUUGCCCCUCCCCCGCUAUCUGUUGAGGUGAAAGAGGGGCACAUUUUAACGGAUACGUGUGGGGCAUUUAUUUAAUAUACAGAGGGGUGGGGGCCUGGAAGGUGCUGCUAGGUGGAGACAGAUACGAUAGUGGUGUUUACUGAGACCUGUAGAUAGGCAAUCGGAUUUGUAAGGAAAUGGAUCAGGUGCAGGUACAUGAGAUCAUGUCCAGAAUGAACACUGUGGGCUGAAGGGCCUGUCCCUUUGUGUAAGGCUUCUCACUGCCGGGCUGGGAGCUCGAUGCCUGGCUCAUGCACUGAUGGCUACUCACUGAGCUCUGGCAGCUUGUGGACCUCCAUCCUCUCUCCCUGGUGAGUCUGCCCCAUCACAGGGACCACAAUCCCAGCCACUCCUGGCCCCAUGCAUGCUGCCUCGACCCUUGUUGCUGAUCAGGCCAAUGCAGUUUUACCUGCAGCACAGCUGGGGAGCUGCACUGCUCUCUAAGCUGCCCUGUACUGCACUCUUUGGGCUGCCCUGCGAGGCACUGCUGUGCACUGCUGCUGUCAAGGUGCCUCAUAUCCACCACACUCCAGCUUGUCUCCAUAAAGCUAUAAUGUGCCAAACUUGCUUUGAUUCUCUUGGUUUCUCGGCUAAAUCCGUCACUGUUGAUGAGAGGGCCUGCCAUGUAUCCUCCUCCCAAAUCCUGCAAGAUGGAAGCUCAUGACUGUUCCUCUCCACCUCGUCCCCACUCCCGCCUCACUCUGCAAUGAGACUAUUCCCCAGCCUCAGACCAAAUGUUGUCAAAACGGACCAUCUUUUGUAGAAGAUAAUUGAUUCUGUGCAAACUUUUUGUUUUAAUUGUGGGUUUUGAAUAAAUUACUUUGGCCUUUUGUGUG